This is a messenger RNA of Trichomonas vaginalis G3, 2088 nucleotides long. RefSeq names its product cyclin-dependent kinase inhibitor 2C-related family. The record is from RefSeq and is a predicted model, not a curated record. Lineage: Eukaryota; Parabasalia; Trichomonadida; Trichomonadidae. The transcript has a single exon. Gene Ontology annotation, molecular function: protein binding. The coding region runs from base 1 to 2088 and encodes 695 amino acids.
AUGGAUGUUUGUUAUGAAGAUACAAUUUACAGAGCCAUCAUGCAUAAUGACCUAAAGCAAUUCAUCUAUUUCACCCAAAGAGAUGGAUUUGAUGAAAAUCAAAAGCUUAAAAGCUAUCUAUAUCCAGGUGAUUUCAAAGAAUAUUCAUUACUUGAAUUAUGUUGUUACCAUGGAGCAGCUGAUUGUUUUAAGUUCUUAAGAACGAAAUAUAACUCGGAAAUAACUCGAGAAUGCCUAAGAAAUUCAUUUUAUUGUGGAAAUCCAGAGAUCAUGAGUGAAUGUUUGAAAUAUCAAACGCCAGAUAAUUAUUGCAUGUAUAAUGCAAUUAUUUCACACAACAUUGAUUUUGUUACAUUCUUGAUGAAUGAGUACAAUAUAGAAAUCGAUUUAUAUGCUUGCGGAUAUUAUUAUAAUCUUGAUGCAUUAUUUGUUUAUUUUGAUCAGACUAAUGAUGUUAAUAGAUGCUUAAUUUAUUCAUCGAGAUUUGAUAUUUCAUCCCUUUGUGAAUAUUUCCUUUCACAUGGUGCAAAUAUCGAUGCAAAGGAUGAUAUGGAACGUACCGCCCUUCAUUAUUCAGCAGAAUGUGGUUCCCUAAAAACUGCCGAAUUUCUUAUUUCUCAUGGUGCAAAUAUCAAUGAAAAAGAUCAAAAUCAAGAAACCCCUCUUCAUAUUGCAACAGAUAAAUUUGACGAUACAAUGGUUGAAUUUCUCCUUUCACAUGGCGCUAAUGCCAAUGAAAAGAAUAUAAAUGGAUAUACUGCGCUUCAUUAUGCUGCAAAUGAUAAUUUGAAAGAAAUAGCUGAACUUCUUAUUUCCUACGGUGCAAAUAUCAAUGAAACAACUAAAAAUAAUGAAACUGCUCUUUAUCGGGCGUCAGAUUACGGAACUAAAGAAACAGUCGAACUUCUUGUUUCACAUGGUGCCAAAGUCAAUGAAAAAAAUAUAGAUGGAAAUACAGCUCUUAAUGUUGCAGCACACAAUGAUUAUACAGAUAUUGUUCAACUACUUCUUUCACACGGCGCUUCUGUUAAUGAAAGAGAUAAAUAUGGAAAAUUUGCUCUUCAUUCUUUAGUAUCUUGUCAUGAAAAAGCAACAGUUGAACUUCUUCUUUCACAUGGUGCAAAUGUCAAUGCAAAAGAUAAAUAUGGAGAAACCGCUCUUCAUACAGCAGCACAUUAUGAUGAUAACAAAAUAAUCAAAGUUCUUAUUUCACAUGGUACAAAUGUCAAUGAAAAAGAUAAUUACGGAAGAACCCCUCUUCAUUAUGCAAUAGAAGAAAAUAAAAAAGAUACAGCUGAACUUCUUCUUUCACAUGGUGCAAAUAUCAAUGAAAAAGAUAAUUACGGAAGAACUCCUCUUCAUUUUGCAAUAAAAGAAAAUGAAAAAGAUACAGCUGAACUUCUUCUUUCAAAUGGUGCAAAUUUAAAUGAAAAAGAUGCAUACGGACAAACAUUUCUCUUUCUUGCAUUAAACAAUCAUAAUAAUGUAAUGAUUGAUUUGCUUCUUUCAUAUGGUGCGAAUGUCAACCAAAGAGAUGAAUUUGGAAGAACCGCUCUUCAUUAUGCAGCAGAAACAAAUAGUAGAGAUUUAGUCGAACUUCUUAUUUCAUACGGUGCAAAUAUCAAUGAAAAAGAAAAUAAUGGAAAAACCACUCUUCAUUAUGCAGCAUAUACAAUUAGUAAAGAAACAGCUGAACUUCUUAUUUCACAUGGUGCAGAUAUCAAUGAAAAAGAUAAUGACGGAAGAACUUCUCUUCAUGAAGCAGUACGUUUUAAUAGAAAAGACUUAGUUGAACUUCUUCUUUCACAUGGUGCAAAUAUUAAUGAAAAAGAUGCUAAUGGAAGAACCACUCUUCAUUAUGCAAUUUGCAAUAGAAAUUAUAUAGAACUAAUUGAACUUCUUUUAUCACAUGGUGCAAAUAUUAAUGAAAAAGAUGCAAAUGGAGAAACAGUUCUUAAUAUUGUAACACGCAAUAAGAAUAAAGAAGCAGUUGAGUUUCUUCUUUCACAUGGUGCAAAUCUAGAUUAUAUAAGUAAAGAAGAAGAAGGUAAAAAAAAUUAUUGGAAUUAUUCUAGAUCUUUGAAUUAA